CGUUCCGGUCUACUCUUCUUAAAUCCUUCAGAUUCGGUUUCGAAUGUUUUGACAUUCUAUAUUUUUCAAAAAUAUGAACUCAUACAAAUUAAUAAAUAGAGAUAAAAAGUUCCGUUAUUCAUUUCACGCGAAAACUAAAAAUUAGAAAUAGAAAACUUAAAAAUAACCUACACUAAAGUAAAUAAAAAUGGUCCAUGAAUGAAUGUAUUUUCAAAAAUUGUAUUAACCUCUCAUUACAUUAUACCUUUAAAAGUAAAUCAUUUCACUCAGGGGGUUUUAGAAAAUUUUAUUAACUUUGAAAAGUGUUUGAAAAUUUCUAAUAAUCUGAUAUAAAAAGGGUAUUAAAAAACACCACAAAACAUUAAUAAAAAAUUUAAUCUUUAUUCUUCUUCUAAUAAUAUAUUGUGUAAAUUUAUUCCUAAAUAGUUUUGUACUUUCUAUGGAGGCAAAAUAAAUACUACUAUAUCCUGUUUGUUCCCGGACUAAUUUUAAUUUUAAAAAAUCUAGAUCGCCGAAAAAUGUGAUUUUUUUACUCGAAAUCAGAAGUGACGGAAUUUUUUGAUUUUGGUUAAUAACCCGAGUGAACGAUCAUGCCGAACACGUUUAUGUGGAUUUUCAUGAUAAUGAUUGCAUGGACGGUCGGCUUUGCCACAGCCGGAAGUUGCAGGGCUGCAAAAUUGUGUUGUCAGGGUCGAGAUUCUGGAUGCGUGAUUCAAAAAGCAUCCCCUAAUGCGAUCAUCGAGAGCCCUCGUGACACCCCGUGCUAUUGCGACCAUGCGUGUUUAAAAUUAAACGACUGCUGUGAUGAUUUCAAGGAUGCUUGCAAUGGUGGCAGAAAAGAGUUGAGUUUAUUUAUGGGAAGAGUGAAUGGAGAGGAUCGCGUUGAAAGGGACGUGGCACUCGUCUCACCCGUCAUGCGGCCAAGUCCCAGUCAGAAUUCUAUCCGGAAAGUUACUCCAGGGCACUGCGCCAUUUUUACCAUUCUGUGGGUUUCGAAAACUUGCAGUCGAGAGUAUGCGCCCCUAAUUGAAGGGUCUCACGCCUGUGUCGUCUGUCGAGAGGAUGGAAGUAAAACAAAAUGUCACAACAAGGGGAGCACACAUGAUUUUGCUGGUAUUGGAAGGUGGAAAUUGUCAACGACCAGCUACGAAAAUUGUCAUGGAAAAUGGAUAGGAGGUUCAAAUAUGCAUACAAGUUGCGAUUCUGCUCUAUGCCAAGACGAUCUAUUCUUCACAUUCAUUUAACUUCUUCACUCAGAAAACAAAAAUUUUUUGAAACACACUGUUUUCUUGAUUAUAAGUGAAAAUUUUGUUGAAUUCAACAAAAUAUUUGAUUGGGCCAAAAUACUCUAUUCACCAAAAGAUUUGGUUAAAAUCACUUCUAAGUAUUGAAAUCAGACUCAAUGCGAAACUACAAUAGUUUUAAAUUUUAAGGAUAUACAAUUAUAUAUAAAUAUAUUUACGGCCUGUAAAUUCAUAAGUGCAUUUUGAUAAGGGUCUCUCUAAAAAUACACCUUUUAAAUUGCACUCAUGUAUUUUGGAAUACUUUUCAAAAGAAAAAAACAAGAAAACUAUGGCUACUAACUUAAAAGGAAAGGAGAGUCUUUUGAUGAAUGUAUGUAUGUAAUUAUUAAUUAUAUUUAAAAAAUUAAAGGUAUACUCUAAGUGUAUGUACAUAUAUCUACGGAUAUUAUUAGAUUAUUAUAUUGUCCCUAAUGUCAGAGACUCUUGUAAUAUUACUCGAAUGAAAAAUCAGAGUGAAAACUGUCUGAAGAAAAAUUUCAGAAAAUCACAUAUCAUUAUCAAUUAUUAUUGAUUAACCCUUGUCAACGAGAUUGUUUGGUGCUUAAUAAAUAAAGCGUAUCUGAGUG
This is a messenger RNA of Belonocnema kinseyi, 1870 nucleotides long. RefSeq lists its product as uncharacterized. NCBI's taxonomy places the organism in Eukaryota, Metazoa, Arthropoda, Insecta, Hymenoptera, Cynipidae. The transcript is spliced from 5 exons. Bases 591 to 1244 code for a protein of 217 amino acids. The record is from RefSeq and is a predicted model, not a curated record.